UUCAGCAACAGCCGGCGCCGCAGACGAUGAUGUUUCACACGCCUCCCCUAACGUGUCUGCUACCUGCAACAAUCCAUUCACAUUGGUUAAAAUCAAGACAUGGUUGAAUGGCGCAGAAGGGGAAGAAAUAGGGGGACUUAGUGCAGCAUUUGGCACACUUUUACCUACUGAGGAAAAAAAGGGUGUCAAAUUGCGUGCUUCUUACACAAACCCUUUGAAUUGCUGUUCCAGUAUCUCUCCGAAAUUAUCGGGUGCUAUGGCAUUAGCUAUGCGUGGUGAAUGUGAUUUUUUAACAAAGGCUAAAGUUGCGCAAGGAGGAGGUGCUGAAGGCAUUGUGAUAAUAAAUGAGGAUGAAGCUCUAGUAGAGAUGGGUUGUUCUGGAAAUGAGGAUGUCCAAAUAAAAAUACCAGUGGUGAUGAUAUCUAAAUCUAGAGGAGACAUAAUUCGGAAAUUCAUGGAUGCUGGAAACAUAGUGCACCUGCUUUUGUAUGCGCCAGAUCGCCCCAUUUUGGAUUACUCAGUAAUAUUCUUAUGGUUGAUGGCUGUUGGAACUGUUUUUUGUGCAUCUAUUUGGUCAAAAAUUACUGCAUCCAAGGCGAUUGAUGACUACCAACUAUCUUCCAAGGUUCUACAAAUAAAUCCAUUAUUUGUCUCAUUUUUAAUGGGUUAUUAUCGUUGACCUCCUCAAGG
Molecule: messenger RNA, 690 nt
Organism: Cuscuta epithymum
Lineage: Eukaryota; Viridiplantae; Streptophyta; Magnoliopsida; Solanales; Convolvulaceae
Source: the annotation of a GenBank genome assembly